CCACGCUGCUAAGCAACCACAUCUAACUGUACAUUAGUGGAAACCGACAUUCUUAAAACAGCUUCCUUGAUUGGACAAUGAUAGCGCUCUGAUCAUUCAGCACGACGCUUGUUAGACUUGGAAAGCGGUGUUUGGUUUUGUCUAGCUAUUAUGUUUGGAAAGAUGUCAUCCAACCGGACUAUCGGCAACAUCGAGUACAUGAAAAAAAGAAUCCCACAGAACCCCAAAUAUCAGCAUGUUAGAACGAGGCUCGACACAGGAUGCAGCCUGACCAAGUAUAUGGAGAGGCUGGAAGAGAUAAAGACAAAUUACAGGUACAGAAAGGAUGAACUCUUCAAAAGACUUAAAGUUACAACAUUUGCACAGUUGGUAAUUCAGGUAGCAUCAGUAUCAGACCUUAAUGAAAGUGUGAGGGAAGACGAAACACCAAGGCUGGAAGACAACUUGUCUGGGUUUUCUGAAGCAGACGCGGAGCAUCCGUCUCAGCAGACCAACGAUUACCUGCUGACCAGCCCCACACCGCCUCCAUUCAUAGACAAUGAUGUAGGGGACGCUGGACACACCCCCAGAUCCACACUUCAAAGUGUAAUAAGUGGCGUGGGAGAACUGGACCUGAAUAAGAACGGACGAAAGAAUGUGACAUUGACGCCCGUCACCAACCCUUGCCUCCCAGAAUGCCCCUACCCAGAAUGCCCCUACCCAGAAUGCCCCUACCUGCUGCUGGACGUCAGGGACAGAGAGCAGUAUGACCAGUGUCACAUAAUCAGUGCAUACAGUUACCCUAUUGCAACCCUCUCACGAACGAUGAAUCCAUACACCAAGGAAGUGCUGGAUUAUAAAAACAUGCCUGGUAAAAUCAUUAUAGUCUAUGAUGAAGAUGAGAGGAUUGCAGCCCAGGCAGCCACCACUAUGUGUGAGCGCGGCUUCGAGAACCUCUUCAUGCUCUCCGGAGGACUAAAAGUGAUUGCUCAGAAGUUUCCUGAAGGGAUGACAACAGGCUCCAUCCCGGUGUCGUGCCUCCCGUCUCCCACCACGACAGCCGGCAGGAAACGCUCCACUCCCAGACAGUUACUCCUGCCAGCCGAAAAGAAGUGGAGGUUCACUUCAGACGACCUGGCCAACAUCCAGAUUCACCUGGAGGAGAUGCUAGUUCCCUCAGCUACCAACAGCCGGCUCAGCAGCCGCUCGUCCGCCGGCAGUGCCCAGUCUAAGUCGUCCAGCGCUCGGAGUGUACGGGCGUCCUCCCUGGCCGGCUCUGAACCUGCCAGAUCCCAGAGCAGCCGGCCGUGGAAAUAACAAUCAGCCUUUCUCUCCCACCCCUCAACAGUCAAACCUAAAUAAAUAAUUUCACUACCACCGCUGCUGUGCCCCUCCCCCUCUGUGAACGGAGUCUCCACCUUGGCCCGGGUGCUCAGCUCCACUCCUCAGGGGCACAAGACCUGCUGGGUUCGGCAUCAUCCUGGGAUUCAACGGAUUGUCUGCUAAUUUACAGUGAUUGUCACUACAUCGUGAGCAGAGCUGUUAAUGCACAAUCCGGGUCUUCCAGGUGGAGUCUGGUACCUCCGUCCACUUUUAAGAGGCCUAGUAAAGGGUUCUCUAUAACAGUUUUCCUGUACAGGAAAAUAUACGUUUUGCUGUAGAUUUGACCGGACGUGCAGUGAAUACAAGAAAAGUAAUUGAGUGUGAUCAUAAGGUGAUUUUGCUCUGCACUGAAUAAGAUAUGUAAAUAUAUUGUUAUCUCGUAUAUUGUGCUUAAUUCAUGAGCCAUUCCUCCUUGAUCUGUUGGUGAUUCCAGUCACUGGUUUCCAGCACUUCAUCUUGACAUUUUUCUAGUUUGUCUCUCUCAACACUAAUUUUCUAUAUGUCAUAUCACGAAAGUGCAACAGAUAAUAUCUUAUGUUGCACGUUCCAAAUAACCAGAAGUGUGUACUGUUGUUUUAGGGCAUUCACUGAACAUAUUUUUAACUGUAGGGAUAAUGUAUUGUGUAUCAGAUGCCUUUUAAACCGUAUUUAUAUGGGAAAGUUAAAAAUUUGAUCAAACAGAUUCUCUAUUUUCCAACUUAGAAGAUGCUAUUUUUGAUGUUACAUUGUCUUUGCCUAGUGAUCAACCUUCUUUGGAAUGUGCUGAUGUUACAUGGAGUGUCACGAAAGCACUAUGUGUUUGCAGUCAAGGACUUGGUGGUGGCAUGCGUCUUGUAACCUACAGCGACGUCACAUUGAUGAAGAGGGCACUACGGGAUAGUACUCAUGCGAAUUUAGAUAGGAGAACCUUGCUACAUCCGAUCCAUUUGAAAAGAAAAUGUGAAACAGUAUUUGUGUUUUUGUCUUGAGUCUCCGGCCUAUUGGUUUAAAGGUUGUUGUCUUAGAUGUCAUUGGUUGCUCUUGAGAUGAAGAUAAGCGCUCUAACUGAAAAGUUGUGCUUUUGAGGGGUGCAAUAAUCUUUUCUGGCUGAAGCCUGGUCUGUUUGUGUGAGGAUCGGUGAUCUGCCUGUGUGAAACUGUAAAUUCAUUUGAAACUUUCUGAUCAUAAAGACAUACUUUUCUUUCAAACCGUAUCAUCCAUUGUUUGAAAGGAAAUAAAAUGUCAGUUGUUAUUUUUUUGUAUUUUCUAUGUUAAAUAAAAUGCACAAUGUACA
Esox lucius (northern pike) is the source of this 2635-nucleotide messenger RNA. It is a transcript of the gene cep41, whose product is annotated as centrosomal protein 41. The record is from RefSeq and is a predicted model, not a curated record. Gene Ontology annotation, cellular component: ciliary basal body. Gene Ontology annotation, biological process: cilium assembly; protein polyglutamylation. The transcript is spliced from 11 exons. Lineage: Eukaryota; Metazoa; Chordata; Actinopteri; Esociformes; Esocidae. The coding region runs from base 151 to 1296 and encodes 381 amino acids.